This is a messenger RNA of Rhodamnia argentea, 6852 nucleotides long. RefSeq lists its product as uncharacterized. Gene Ontology annotation, molecular function: ADP binding. The record is from RefSeq and is a predicted model, not a curated record. The transcript is spliced from 11 exons. Lineage: Eukaryota; Viridiplantae; Streptophyta; Magnoliopsida; Myrtales; Myrtaceae. The coding region runs from base 340 to 6852 and encodes 2170 amino acids.
GCUACCUCCGUUGCAUCGAAACUCGGUGAGUACCUGAUUGCUCCCAUUGGACGCCGAUUUGAGCACGUGCUGUUCUAGAAGAGCUACGUCAAAGAUCUCAAGGAAGGAGUCAAGGAUCUGAAGAAUGCAAGGGAAAGGGUGCAAAGCUCCGUUGAUAAAGCCACGUAUGAUGGGAAACCUAUAUACCCUGAUGUUAAGGAUUGGCUGCACAAUGUGAAGAAGGAGACUGAGGAAGCAGAAAACCUAUUAAGAGAUGGUGAAAGUGCAAAAGAUGCUUGCUUUUGUGGGUGGCUUCCCAACCCGGUGGUGCGCCAUCCAAUUGGCGGGAAGGUGAAGAAGAUGAAUCAAGUCAUUCAGAAGCUCCACGAAAAAAGUAACUUCACGGAGAUCCACUACGAGAAUCCUCCUAUAGGAAUUGUCGCUGCUACCACUCCCACUGCAGGAGAUGUUGACAGCAAAGAAGAUGUCCUAGAGUCCAGGGCCAAAAUCAUGGAGGAUGUAAUGAAGGCUGUAGCCGACGACAAGGUCAGCGUGGUUGGGGUGUGGGGUGCAGGUGGGGUUGGCAAGUCCAAGCUUUUGGAGGACAUUGAAAGGAAAAUUAAGGAGCAGAAGCUGUUCGAUGUGGUCACCACGGCACAAGUAUCACGCAAUCCAGAUCUGAAAAGAAUCCAGGGAGAAAUCGCUUAUGCAUUGGGUCUCAAGCUAACGAAUGAAGAACCUACUCGUGUGAGAGCAGAUCGUUUGUGCACGAGGUUGAAGAAUGAUUCCGAGAAAAAGAUUCUCAUAAUUCUAGAUAAUCUGUGGAAGAAGCUAGAGUUGAAGGAGGUUGGAAUCCCUUUCGGAGAUGAUAAUAAAGUAAGAGGCUGCAAGCUAUUGCUAACCUCUAGAAACCUAGAAGUUUUGCGCUCGGACAUGGGCUCCGACCGACAUUUCCAACUCAAUGAGUUAAAGGAUAGAGAAGCCCGAAUACUUUUUGAAAGAACAAUUGGGGACAGAGUUAACGAUCCUAAGGUUAAACCCUUGGUAGACGGAGUGGUCCAGAAAUGUGGAGGCUUGCCUCUUUUGAUUCUCUCGGUGGCAAAAAGGCUGAAGGAUGGAGAUUUGGCUGAAUGGAGGAAUGCUUUGACCAAAAUAGAAGGGUCGGAUGUAGAAUCAAUAGUGGAACAAAAUUACAAUGACUUAAAAGAUGAUAGGAUGAGAUCAUUGUUCUUGGUCUGUGCUCUAUCCUCUGGGAGAAUCCGUACAGGGAAUAUCCUUUUCUACGGCAUGGGUUUGGGUUUAUUUAAAACAUUCGCCAAGACAAUCGAAAGCAUUAAAGAUAGGUUCAAAGAGGAUCUACAUAUCCUGCAGCGCUCUUCUUUGUUACUGGAUAGUGAUGUCACGGAAGAGAUACAAAUGCACGACAUAUUCGUUGACGUGGCCAUCUCUAUUGCUUCCAAGGAAUGGAAUGCCUUGGUUGCAAAGAAGAACUGUGGGUUUAAAGAAUGGACAAAGGACGAGCUUAAAAAAUGCACUGCAAUGUCCUUCCCUUGGGUUGGCAUUGAUGAGCUUCCUGAAGAAGUGGACUGCCCGAACUUGAAGAUGCUUCUGUUACUCGAAGACAACCCGUCUCUCAAAAUUCCGGAGUUAUUUUUCCAAUCUAUGGAGAAGCUCCAAGUCUUGGAAUUGGUUGGCUUAUCUUUCAGCUCUCUCCCUUCGUCGAUUGAGUUCCUUGAAAACCUCAAGUCACUAUGUCUUGAUAACUGCCAUCUAGGGGAUGUAACUCUUCUUGGAAAGCUCAAAGGAUUGCAAUGCCUAAGUUUCAGUGACUCUUCAAUCACUCAGCUGCCCAAAGAAAUAGGUGGACUGACCGAAUUGAGAAUUCUAAGCUUGGUAGGGUGCUCCAACCUCAAAGUCAUCGGACCUGGUGUGCUCGGAAGCUUGGUUAGAUUAGAAGAGCUGCGUAUGGAAAAUAGCUUUGAUCAGUGGGAGGAUGAGGAUCAAGAACCACGAAGCAACGCCAGCCUAGCUGAGUUGAAGAACAUGAAAAACUUGAGCACCUUAUCCAUUUCUAUUCCUCGUUCUGUCAAUCUCUCAGGAGACUUGCCAUUUGGGAAUCUGAAUGAAUAUAUUAUCCAGAUUGGGGACGUUUGGGAUUGGUCAGAUGAAGUCCUGGAAGACAGAAAUUUAAAGCUCAAGCCAGAUUCAGGCAAGCUUCUUGAUGAAGAGUGGGUGCAGAGAUGUUUGCGGAUGACGCAAGAUCUCCACUUGGAUGGUUUGCAGGAUGGCCACAAUAGCAUUCAUAGUUUGUGCGAGGAAGGUUUUCAGGAGUUGCUGCAGCUUCAUGUACGAAAUAGUCCCUCCCUUCAAUAUAUUGUCCACUCCACAGAGUAUGAUCAGUGCAAGGCAUUUACGAAAUUGGAAAAGUUGUUUCUUGAGAAUCUAAACAAUUUGGAGAAGAUUUGUCAUGGUUGCCUUGCCCCAGAAUCCUUCAGCAAAUUAAAGAUUGUGAAAGUGAAAAAUUGCCAUGAAAUCAAACAUUUGUUUCCUUCGCCCAUGAUGAGAAUAUUGUUGCAGCUAGAAGAAAUUGAAAUAACCACAUGCCACUUGAUGCAACAACUUGUCGGGAAUGCUGAGGCAGAUGAAUACAUAAAUGAAAUAGAUGAAGAUGCCAAUACGAAGUCUUGCAAGUUACGUAGGCUGAUGUUACAAAACUUGCCAGAGAUGACGAGCCUCUGUAAAACCAGGGACCACUCAGUGGCAUUCUUCAAUGAGCAACAGGUUUCGUUGCCCUGGUUGGAGUCCAUGACACUGUCUCAUCUUCCCAAAUUGGAAGAUAUAUGGAACUCGCAAUUUCCUUCAGAUGUGACCAACCUAAAAUUUCUGAAGGUAGAGGAUUGCGCGUUCCUCUUGAGCAUCUUCCCAUCAAAUUUGGUUAUAAAGCUACAGAAUUUGGAAGCUAUAGCCAUUGAAAGGUGUCACUCAAUACGGGAAGUAUUCAACCUUGAAGGACAGACAGCCAAUGAGGAUGUUGAGGUUCUAUCGCGAUUAACCAUAUUAACCUUGAGUGACUUACCAAGGUUGGGACACAUAUGGAGCAAGAAUCCAAGAAUAGGCUUGUGUUUCCGAAACUUAAGGGCACCGAAGGUGCAGAACUGUGAGAACUUGAGGUUUCUUUUUUCUUCUUCCACGGCCAAAACGCUCCAUCAAAUAAAAGAAAUAGAAAUAGCGAGUUGUAAACUAUUGGAGGAAAUUAUAGAUGCGGAAGAAGAAGAAUCAAAGGAAGCUGCAUCCAUCGACACUUUACAGUUCCCUAUGUUAACCUCUUUAACUCUCGAAGAAUUGCCAAAUCUCAGGACAUUCGCUUAUGGGAUGUACCGUAUUCAUUGUCCAACCUUAACAAGACCGAGGAUAUCUGGAUGCCCCAAAAUGAUGACAUUCUCUUCCUUUGAAGAAAAGAAACAAUCGACAAGAGCUGAUACAGAUUUACAACAAGGGGUUGGUGGUGUCAACUCUAGCUUGUCCUUGCCUAUACUCUUCGAUCAAAAUGUUCUUUUUCCAAGCUUGGAGGAGUUGACCCUCGUGUCGAUGUUUGGGUUGAUGAAGAUAUGGCACAAUGAACUUUCUGAAGAAUCGUUCCGCAAACUGGCUUCCAUCACCAUCCAAGAUUGUGAAAAUUUGUCUCAUAUUUUUCCAUCAGCUUCAAUAGACAGGUUCCAGAGCCUGAAAAUGAUUGAGGUGGUCAAGUGUGCCUCUUUGGAAGCAUUAAUAAAGCAUAUUGAUGUCAAUACUAAUGAAAGGCAAAGACGUUUGGUCUUCUCGGACUUUAAAGAAAUGAAGUUGUGGGACCUGCCGAGGCUGAAUGCGUUCGUGACAAGCAGCACCAAAGCAACAUUAAGUCUUCCUAGUCUGACUAAUGUUAGCUUGCGCAAUUGCCACAGUUUGAGAUGUCUAUUCACCAAUGACACAUCUAGGACUCUUGAUAAACUUGAGAUGCUAGAUGUUUUUGGUUGCAAUAACAUGCAGGACGUAGUCCCCAAGCAAGAAAGUGGAAAGCGAAAGUUGAAGGCAGUGAAGUUCUCUCAUUUACAUACAUUGAAGCUUUCUUACCUUAAGAGACUGGUUAGUUUCAGCUCAGGAAGUUGUCCAUAUGAGUUUCCCUCCCUUAGAAAGCUCACGAUUUUGGAGUGCACUGAACUCAAGGCAUUCAUAUUGAGGCAGCCAGCGACAAACGCCGGUUUCGAUGAAAGUCCACAUUCUUUAUUUGACGAGAAGGUUGUAUUUCCCAAAUUAGAAGAGCUACGUUUAACGGGAAUUCAAUCAAGAGGACUUUGGGAGAAUGAGAUGCCUGAUGAGUCCAUUUGCCACCUAAAGGUCCUUGAGGUGAAGCAGUUUCCCAACCUAUUGAAUGUCAUUCCUUCAUUCAUGGGGAAGAGGCUGCUCCGUAGUGUGGAGUACUUGACAGUUGAGGAGUGCCCAUGUGUAAGAAACCUUUUUACAAUGUCUAUGGCAAAAAGUCUGGUACAACUCCAGUAUCUUGUUCUAGGUGGUUGUGGAGAGAUAGAGUACAUUGUUGCCAGAGAAGAGGAGAGACUUGAAGAAGUAGCUGACAUAAUUGCAAUUCCUCAACUUGUCACUCUUUAUCUUCACAACAUGCCAAAACUCAAAAGUUUCUGCAAUGGGAAGAGUAUAUCAGAAUGGCCCUCAUUGAAAUGGUUCACCGUUGAAGAUUGUAAAGCUGUGGAGGUGAUCCUAGGAGAUGCCAGUUGCAAUCAACUAGAGGGCAGCGUUCCAACAAAACAACCGCUUUUGUUGGUCGACCAGGUUGAGUUUCCUAAUAUGGAGUUGAUGAAGAUCUCGCACAUGAAUAACGUGGAGAAGAUAUGGGUUGAUGAGCUUGCAUUAAAUGCCUUUAGCAAACUCAAGAUGCUAAUAGUGGAGUACUGUGAGAAACUUUCAUCCAUAUUUUCAUCCGAGUCUAUCCUCGCAAGAUUUCAAAACCUAGAGAAGUUAGUCGUGACCUAUUGUGGUUCCUUGGAAGUGGCAUUUCAAGUCCAAGAACUCAGUUUUAGCCAAGCUCAUUCCACAAGCACUUUUCAAAUGAGAGAAAUAGUUUUGAUACGACUUCCAAAUAUGAAGCAAAUGUGGAGUGGACUUCCUCGACCAGCUCUUACCUUUGGGCAAUUACGAACUUUGAAGGCUGUAGGGUGUGAGAGUCUCAAAAGUUUAUUCCCAAGUUCGGUGGCGAAAAAUAUGACACAGCUUGAAAAUCUUGAAGUGACGGAUUGUGGGGUGGAGGAAAUUAUAGCAGAGGAAGACGGAGGAGCAGGGACUAGUGCGGAAGAUCUCUUCUUUCCUCGAUUGACCUACCUGUGGUUAUUUGACUUGCCAAAACUGAGGAGCUUCCACAGGAAUAGUCAUACUUCAACUUGGCCGCUCUUGAAGAAUUUGCAGCUGAAACACUGUGGCCAAAUGAGGUCAUUCGCAUUCGCCAGUGAAAUCCAAAGCUGGCAAGGUACGACUAUCAAUCAGACCCGAGCUCCGCUCUUUUGCGUAGAAAAGGUUAUUCCACAAUUGGAGCAGUUGCCGUUAGCGAGGGAGGAUGUCGAGAUGAUGCAGCAUUACAUCUUUGGCAAUCUUAAGGAGCUGGCUUUGAUCUGCCACCAUGAUGCAAAUGUUGCUUUUCCCACCAACUUCCUUCUCCAGAGAUUCCCCAAUCUAGAAACGCUUAUUGUGCACUGUAGUUCCUUUGAGGAGAUAUUUCCAGAAGAUGCGUUUGGGCAUAGGGGAGCCACUCCCAGUGGAGGACUAUCUGACAUUGAAAAGCCUCUCAAGGCAAUUGGAAAUCUGAAGCGACUUGAGCUGAGAACCCUAUGGAACCUGAAGCAAGUCUGGAAAGAUGGCUCAUUGCUAGCUGAAAUCCUCCAACAGAUUGAAUAUCUGCAUAUUGGAUACUGCCCAAGUAUAUCCAUCGUAUUUCCAUCUCCAACUUCGUUGCAGAGCUUGACAGGAUUGCAAGUAGAGAAUUGCAAUGGCCUAGUUCAUAUGGGGACUUGCUCCGCAAUGACAAGUCUGGUGCACCUUAAGAGCCUAGCCCUAGGAAAUUGUCCUGCAAUGGAAGAUGUGGUAACAGAUGAUGGAAAGGGAGUAAAGGAGAUCUCUUUCCCCAAGCUGCAAUGGUUGAAACUUGAUGAUUUACCAAGCCUUGAGAGCUUCUCUGCCACAAAUUCCACCUUCAUGUUUCCAUCAUUGAUGAGUAUUCUUGUGACAAGAUGCCCCAAGAUGAAUAUAUUCUGCAAGGGUGCCUUGAGGACACCAGUACUAGACAAAGUAUUCUUCUCCUACCAAGAUAGUGAAGGGCAUUGGGAGGUUACAAAUCUAACAAUUGAUGGGAGAAGUUCUGUAGAACUCUUAAAUCUUAUUGGGAAAAGUGAUCCAAUGGUAGUUGUGUACUUGAGGAGAAGAGAUUGGAUGCUUAAGGAACUUGAGAGGAUCAGAAGUCAUAUUGGAUUGAAAAGGAGAAAACAUGGGAUGCUUCAGGAGCUUGGGAGGAUCAGAGUUACAUUGGAUAGGUUACUGUUCAGCGUUUGGUUAUGGAAUGAAAAGAACUUACAUGCUCCUCUCCGCCACCACCAGCUCCUCCUGUGGCCGGCAACCUCGUUCAGAUCUGAGAAGUUCACAAAGUUGCCUGCACUUCAACGCCUUCAUCCUCGUAAAGCUCCUGAUCUUCUCACUUUCGCCAGGACCCUCUUUUCCGCCGUCUCUUUCGUGAAUCUCCGCCGGCUCUCUGGUCUUUGUGCUCUUCCGAGAUCUGGGUACUCGCCACUGCAAGAGGAGCUGAUGGCAGAGGAGAGCGAGGAAGAAGAACAGUAG